UCGAAUACGUUACAGUGCGGACGUAUAAUAACGCCUGACGCCUAUCUUGAGCCAGCUGACGCAAUAGGCAUUAGAAGCGUGACAUAUUCAUCCUUCAUAAAGCGUUGCUGUGUGUGCAGAAAUUAAAUCAUUCGAAAUAGCAUGUCGUCGAUUUUCGACUUCUUCCGCGGUAUCUUUGGCAAAAGCUCAACUCAGGAGCCGCAACCACAUAGGCUCCGAGAUGAUCCGAGGUACGGCAAUAAUUUCAGAAACCCCAUUUGGCAAACCGACGACCAGGAUGAGGACGACAUCAACGACUUUAGAGGUCAAAGCAGAUAUCAGUUCAGAAUAUUUAGCGAUCCGUUCGAAAUGACGAGAUUUUUCGAAACCCAAAUGGAUGAUUUGAUGAAGAGCUUUUUUGGCGGUUUCGGUCUUGGUAACUUCGGUGAUCGUCAAUUCGCCAUCGGUCCUUUUGAAGGUUCUGAUAAUAUGUUACCACCAACGGUUGAUGACAGUAAACACAAAGCAGGUCCAAGAGAUGAAGUGUUAAAACCUCAAUUUGUUAACCCGGAAUCUCAUGGAUUUGACAAUUUUUCCAUCCAACUUCCUGGUGAGAAUGCAGAUCCAAAGAGACUCAGAGAAGAUCUUUUAAAACCAUCUUAUCAAUUACCCGAUGGGAAUCAACAGGACACAGAUAUUGAUGGAAAAGUAAAUUCAGAUGAACUAGCCAAAGUUUGGAAAAGCCCAAACAAUUCAGUUCAACCUUUUUCACCAAGCAGAAAAUCGUUCUUUUCUGCAUUCAGUAGUUCUACACAAAUGAUCAGACGACCAGAUGGAAGUGUAGAACAGCGUAAAACAGUGAGGGAUAAUGAGGGCAAUGAAGAAAUUAGUGUUACUAGACAAAUAGGAAAUAAAUUACACACAAUUACUACCAGAAAAGCUAAUGAUGGGUCAGAAACUCAAUCAGAAGAUAUAGUAAAUAUGGAUGAAAAUGAAUUAAAAAGUUUUGAUGAAAAAUGGCAAACUCUCCAAUCUCCUUUGAGAGAAAGUAGUCAAGAUGAUGUUCCAUGGUAUUCAUUUUUUGGACCCUAUCCAAAGCUAUAAUAAAAUUUAAUAGAAUAAUUUUUAGAAAAUUAGAAAAUGUAUAUAAAUUGAUUGUUCUGACUUUAGUAUCUUUUAUGAAUUAAUGCUGAGUAAAAAUUAUAAAAAUUAAGUUAGCCACAUGUUUAGUCAAAUAUUUUUAAUAAAAGAAAAAUCAGUUCAAAGUUUCUGAUAACGAUA
This is a messenger RNA of Trichogramma pretiosum, 1260 nucleotides long. Its product is annotated as HCLS1-associated protein X-1-like. The transcript is spliced from 7 exons. Bases 142 to 1083 code for a protein of 313 amino acids. Gene Ontology annotation, cellular component: mitochondrion; clathrin-coated vesicle; actin cytoskeleton. Gene Ontology annotation, biological process: regulation of actin filament polymerization; negative regulation of apoptotic process. The record is from RefSeq and is a predicted model, not a curated record. Lineage: Eukaryota; Metazoa; Arthropoda; Insecta; Hymenoptera; Trichogrammatidae.